Molecule: messenger RNA, 19227 nt
Organism: Pongo pygmaeus (Bornean orangutan)
Lineage: Eukaryota; Metazoa; Chordata; Mammalia; Primates; Hominidae
Gene: NAPEPLD
Product: N-acyl phosphatidylethanolamine phospholipase D
Exons: 5
Coding region: 12979-14379 (466 amino acids)
Biological process (GO): N-acylethanolamine metabolic process; N-acylphosphatidylethanolamine metabolic process
Cellular component (GO): cytoplasm; membrane-bounded organelle
Molecular function (GO): N-acylphosphatidylethanolamine-specific phospholipase D activity; zinc ion binding
Source: RefSeq, a predicted model, not a curated record
CUAAAGAGUUUAUUCAAGCGAAAAGCUGGUAAUAGCCAUUCCAGGACACACCGACUCCAGAGAAAUGGGGUCAGUGCUCUGAAGUUAAAAUUAAGUUAUUGCUUUUAUAGGAAGAAGACAAAGAAAUUUAACAGGAUUACAGUUUCUAUACAAAGCUGGUUUGGGAAUUACAACACAUUAAUUCAUUUGAUUUCUUUUCCAUACAGCUUGUUUUCUUUUCUUUAUAGAGGAUGUUCAUUUUGUUUCCAACUUAAAAGAGUGUAUUUAACAUUUCAUCUUAAGAAAAUGAAAUAGCCAUUAAGUCUUCGUGUGGGAAAGGUAAGAGGGAGGCUAAUCUAUAAUGAAGAUCAACAAUGGAGAGGGAAGAGGUUUUCCCUGACACUCUUCAGUCAUUUACAACAUUUUACAAAACAAUACAGGUAAGGAAGAAGGUCUAUAAUUAGAGAAACAAAGUUUACAGCUGCCUAGUUACAGCUGUCUAGGAUAUAGCUGCUUUUCAGGCCCCAUAAUCACAUUCUUUUAAGGCUCAAAAUAAUUUGGAGUUCCAACAACUUAGAUUUCAAAUUACUUAUUUUCACAACUGAAUUCUACAGGUGCCACUAUAAAUAUAGACUAAAUUAAAAAUCCUCUAGAAAUGAGUCCUCUAGUCCUCUGUGCUUCUAAAACUAGAGCUAGGAGAAAAAAAAACAGUGCUGAUUACAGAACUUACCUUAAAACAAUGCUAAAAUUUAAGUACCACCUAAUACUUUAUUAAAUGUUAAAAUAAUCCUAUUUAAUACAGUACUACUCUCCAAGAAAAAAGUUACAUUGGCCACUGGUCACUUUUAGGGAAUUGUGUAUAUCUGUCCUUCUUGACAGAAUUAAUGAACAACACAGGUAAGGAAGAAGGUCAAUGAUAGGUACAAAAAAUAGCAAGUGAAUAUUUUAAAUUGCUUCUUAUUUAAAAAUUAAGUAACAACUUAGAAGACAAAUAGUUAUUAUUUUCUGAAUGUCUGACUUCCUAGGGGUGGCAUAAAAGGGAAGGACAAAUAAAGCCCAGUGCAGCAGGCCAGUAUCUAAAAUUAAACCAUGAGUAAAAUGCUUAGGGUGCAAUGUUCAUUUUUUUUGUAAGGUGAAGCAAGGCAAGCUAGAGGUUCUGUCUGGAGUGAUAUAAAUUAUUAUACUAAACAGCUUCUUUCCAUUGUCUAGAAAAAAGCCAGCCAAUUACACUUUAGAAGUCGUGUUGAGCUGAGAUUCCCACAUAAUCCAUAAAGUUGAUGUAGUAUUCCAGGAGUUAAGAAAGUAUAAACGUUACUGUUUAAUUAGUACAGCUUCAAUUAUACUGUCAGCGUUGUGUUAAAAGACAUUCUUCCUGGACUUUUCUGGUGUACACAGAGAUACGCUUUUCUAAAGCACCUGUUCUCAGUGAAAAACAUCCUGUGAACAUCUGUCUCUUUAUAAUGUCUGUAUGAUAUGUAUAGAAAAUAGUGAGUGAAUACUUUAGAUUGCUUCUUAUUUAAACAUAACACGAUAUGUAUAGAAAAUAGUGAGUGAAUACUUUAGAUUACUUAUUUAAAUAUAAUACAUAAGUGCAACACACUAGCGUAGGUAGUAUCCUAGCUCAGAAAAAAACAGCUGUUAAAGACAUUCCUUGAUUGUACAUCAUGGAAACUUGAAAACAGAUUGAUUAUUAAGUGAUAUUGGGGAAUUGAUGUUUUCUUAGGUUGAAUGAUACUGUGGUUAUGAAGCAAGUGUCCUCAGUCUUAGGAGAGACAGGCUGAAUUAUUUAGGGGCGAAGCAUUUUGAUGUCUGCAACUUACUCAAACAGUAUUACAAAAAGGCAUAUCUAUUACCUGUAUAUUUAGAUUUUUUUCACAAUAAAGAAUGGGAGUGCCCUUUCCACAAGAUGGCACAAAAAGAUAAGAAGGAAGCUCCUGCCCCUCCUAAAGCCGAAGCCAAAGCAAAGGGUUUGAAGGCCAAGAAGGCAGUGUUGAAAGGUGUCCACAGGCACAAAAAGAAGAUCUGUAUGUCACCACCUUCCCACAGCCCAAGACACUGCAACUCUGGAGACAGCCCAAAUAUCCUCAGAAUGUAGCAGGACGAGCCACAGACAAAACUCCUCAGACACCGAGUUAAAGAAGGAAGGGGUUUAUUCGGCCAGGGGCAUCGGCAAGACUCCUGUCUCAAGAGCUGAGCUCCCUGAGUGAGCAAUUCCUGUCCCUUUUAAGGGCUCACAACUCUAAGGGGGCACACAUGAGAGGGUCGUGAUCGAUUGAUCAAGCAGGGGGUACGUGACUGGGGGCUGCAUGCACUGGUAAUUAGAUAGGAAGAAAAUAGGAUAGGGAUUUUCACAGUGCUUUUCUAUACAAUGUCUGUAAUCUAUAGAUAACAUAACCAAUUAGGUCAGGGGUCGAUCUUUAACUACCAGGCCCAGGGUGUGGUGCCUGGCUGUCUGCUUGUGGAUCUCAUUUCUGCCUUGUAGUUUUUACUUUUUCUUUCUUUGGAGGCAGAAAUUGGGCAUAAGACAAUAUGAGGGGUGGUCUCCUCCCUUAUUCCCCCUCUUUGAGACUCUCACAUAAUAGUGGGAGUUCUCACUUUCAUUUUUACUAUCUGUGUCUUCUUGCAAGACAGAUAGAUAAUGAUUCAUAUAGUACAUUUGUGCUGAAGCAUUUUGGUGAACUAAGGUAGCAAUGAAGCUUUCUAUCAUUUGAAGAAGUACAGGUAGCAAACAAGGGAGCAGUAAGCAGGUUGCUAUUACUAUUAUAACUCUUAUUAUAAGAGUUUUAAUCCUCCUAGAGCUGGGAACUAUUUUCUAAACACGGCCCCGGUAUCAAAUCCAUGCCACACUUGCAUGGGCACAUGUGCCAGUUUUGUCACAUCUCUAACUAUGUCUUUAACUACUUGCCCUUGAUUAUCUAUGUGUAGGCAGCAAUUAGUAAGGUUAAAUUUCCUACAGACCUCUCCUUCAGCUGCUAGCAAGUAGUCGAGAGCUAAUCUAUUUUGAUAGAUAGCAUUUCUCAUCUGAGUUUCUUGCUGGGCCAGAAUAGUCAAGGCUCUGCCGGUUUUAUUAGUUAUUAUUUUUAAGACAGCUUGUAACCGUAUGAUUCGGUUGAUCAUGUAAAUGGGAGUCCGGUAUCCUCACGAGCCAUCUGGUGCCUAAGUAGCAGGCCUCUAACAUUGUAUGAUUCUCUCAGGGGGUUACUUAUCAUUUUUUCAAUUUCCUAUAGCUAUGCUUCUCUUUUCAUGGGAAGCAUAGACAGGGAAGCCUAGAAGUUCACCUGUUUUUAUGGGCAGUAAGAAGAAAGAUGGUUUAAUAGUGCCAAUAAUACAACUACCUGCCUACUGGUUAGGUAAUUUGGCAGAAGCUCUAUGCAUACAUAUGCAGUAUAAUCCAGUGGGGGCUAUCCAGUCCCAGUGGGACUCCAGGUGGGUCCACAUGGUCUGCAACUUUGGGAAUUUACUAAAUGGAUUUCUCACUGUGUGAUUUGAACUCCACCAAGUGACUAUUUUUGUGAUACCAUUACACAGUUUCUGUCUCAGACAACUGUCAUCCUACGGGGUGAGUGAAUUCUUUUCCUUCUCUAGCUAUGCAAUAUUGUCCAAUAAUCAAGGCUUUUAGGACCUAGAAAUUAUCAGGGUGAUUCUUUUGAGCCAGGAAUUCAUCAGGAACUGGGUCUGUAGGUACUAAUUCUCGGCCUUCCUAUGGCCAUUGAUCGCCUAUUACAGUUCCUCCACAUACAUAACAUGAAGUGACAUUGAGAGACUGGGCUACAUGCUCGGCUAAUUGCAAAAACAAAUUUCUUGUUUUUCUUGGAAUUUCUGGUACUGGCAUUUAGUUCAUCACAGAAAGUUUGAAACACUGGCUCAGGAGAGCGUUCGUAAACUUCUCAAACCAAGAUAUUUACUCGAGGAUCCAGUCCGGCCCCGUCAAUUCCUAAGGUCACGUGCUCCUUUUUUUUCCAGCGAGGAUCAAGGGGAUUGGUUAUUACUAGCUCUAAGGGGUUACAUUAUCCCUUAGCACAGGAAGGGCCAUUUUUUCCUUUCUGAAGGUGGACUGGAUCCUUUUCAUUUUUUUUUUUAUCCAAGUGGCCUAAAUGACACAAGACCAGUAUUUACAUUUAUUUCUACACAGUCCUUAUUUAUGACAGAUGUACUUAUUUUCUGCCAUAUAGCCUCUUUUCUAAUUAACAGAACCACAUCUUAUUCUUAACUUAUUACUAUUAAUGACAGCACAGGCAUCAAAUUUCAAGGUGACUUGUUUGAGCACCCCUUUUUCUUCUGUUUUGGCUAACACUUUUCUCAUAUCGUUUAUGAGCCUCCACCAGUCCUCAGUCCUUAAUCUUAUUUUAAAAACUGUGGUCAUAGGAGGCUCAGAUGGGUCAUAACACACAUCAGGUUGGUCAUUUCCUGGGCUACACACCUUGUAUAGAAUAACAUUAUACAAACAAGUUCUUUUUAGAGUUCCAGUACACUUAUAAAAAUCAUAAAAUAAUAGGACUGUAGCAACCUUUUGUCCUACCUAAGUGACUUGAUGUGUACACUGGGAACAGCCCUCAGUCUGAGGAAAGUCAGUUGAAGUCCUUACUGUAAAAGUCCAAAUUUUAAGGAAAAUAAGUAUCGCAAUGAGUUUUCUCAUGCUUCGGCCGUGCGUGGACUAGUCAGCUUGCGGGUGUGACUGCAGCAGGGCUUGUCGUCUUCUUCAGAGUCACUUUGCAGGGGUUGGCGAAGCUGCUCCCGUCCAUGUACCUCUCACAGUCUACUGAUGUUUAAGGAUGGUCUCGGAGGUUGGGCCCACUAGAAUAAACUAAGUCCAACACCUCUACACAUUUAUGUUCAACUGGGCUCUCUGAUACUGGGAGCAAGGUGGUGGGGUUUAGGGUGUUGCAAACCUCAAUGGUUAUGUGGGGAUUUUCAUAUAGCAAGCUUUGGUACUUGGUUAAUCUAGCAUUUGUUAACUAAUGAUGUCCUUUGGUAGUCAUUAAAGUUACCACAGCAUGGGGGGGCCUUUAUAUUCAGGUUUUGCUUAAGGGUUAGUGUAUCUGCUUCUUGUGCUAACAGGGCCAUUGCUGCUAGGGUCCUUAGACCUGGGGGCCAGUCUUUGGAAACCUUGUCUAGUUGUUUUGAGAGAUGGGCCACUGGCCUUGGCCAGGGCCCUACAGUCUGGGUUAAAACUCCAACUGCCAUUUCUUCUCUUUUUGACACAUAGAGUGUAAAGAGUUUUGUCAGGUCAGGUCGCCCCAGGGCUGGGGCCGACAUGAGUUUUUCUUUUAACUCAUGAAAAGCUCGUUGCUGUUGGCUGUAAUAGAUGUAGUUUAUCUAAUCUACAUUUUUAUUAACUGUCACCUACCAAAAUAUUGACUCAAAUCCUGCAGCUAUUUGAUUUCAAGCUUUAAAUUGAUCUCGUAUUUCUCAUGGGACUCCAAUUGCGUCUAAAUAGACAUGAGAGUCGAAAGACCCAAAAGGGGCUUCUCUCACUUUAUGAUGUCUUAUUUUUUUUCCUUCUGGUUGAUGAAAUGCCAGGGUGAAAGGGAUAGCCAAUUGGACUAAAGUACAACUGCCACUCCAGUUAUUCGGCAGAGUGCCCAGUAAAGGUCCACCACAGUACCACCACACAUCCACUCGGGGAUGAACAAGGGCUGACUGAUUGAUAAGCUCUUGAAAAUUCUUAAGCUCACCGCAUCCUUUCAGGUCUCCAAGGAAUGCUAAGUUUCCUCCCUGUCAUGAGAGACACGAAGUGAACUUAGUGUUGGGAGACGGAGGCUGGAUGGCCCUCGGGGGCUGACCCACAGGGCACUGGACUUUGGGAUAUAGCAGAGAGAGCUUGGCACAACUUAUUACUCCAGGCUGUAGAAUCCUGGAAAACAGCUACCAUGCAGCCCACACCUGGCCGACUGGAGGACCACCUUAGUGGAAAGGGGACAAUUUGGGCCUCUGGCCCUGCCAUGUGCACAAGCAUAACAAUUGCUUUUGUUUAACGUGCAGAUGGAAUAUUUGAUCCAUUUUAACCAGGCAUUUGCAUCUUGGUACCCUGUCUUAAUUGCUAAAGUUUGUUUUAAGUCUUUAACUUCUAUCAUCCUCUAGUAAAAUAAAUGUAUGGUUUUAGGAAAUUACAAAACCGGUUGAGGCAGUCCAUUCUUGCUCUUUAGUGGUCCACAGAACGUUGGACCAACUAUGGCAUGAAAGCUCUACAUCGGGGGGCAAGACUCCUUGUUGGCACUGGGGUCUUUAUCUAUAUCUCCCCGGAUUAAAUGGUCCUAGUUUACUAAUGCCCAGCCUGAGGAGAGUCAGGAGGGACAGAAGUGCUUUUCUGAAGUAGAAAGCUGUCUUUGACUUGGCAAGUCCUCACAGGCCACGCUUCCACUCAAAUGGAGUAGGCAAGUUCCCAAGACCAAUCCUGUCAAGCUAUUCAAACCAAGUCAAAACCAAAACCAAAGUGCCGAUAAACGCAUGCCGUGGGUGAUCAGGCCACAGUUCCACUCAAAUGGAGUGGGCAAGUUCCUAAGACCAGUCCUGUCAACCAAUUCAAACAAAGUCAAAAACCAAAACCAAAACCAAAGUGCCGAUAAAGGCAUGCCAUGGGUGAUCAGGCUAAGCUUCCACUCAGAGUGGACAAGUUCCCAAGACCAGUUCCCAAGGCAAGCAUUAAAUGCAAUAGUUUGAGGUGAAAUCAACUUGGUUAUGUUAAUAACUAGAUGGUCAGCAAUAGAAUGAGGAAAGAAGAAAGGGUAAUAGAUAGAUGAAAAGAGUUAAAUUUUUCUUAGCUUUAGUUUGGUAGGAUUUUCCCCUGGGACUAUGGCCUAGGACUCUGGAGGGGGUGGUGCUUUCUUGACUCAGGUGUGAUGAGUCCAUCCUUUUUUUUUUUUUUUUUUUGCUGUACGAACAGCAGUCUUAGUGGUUAGCAGCACAAGGUAGGGUCCUUCCUAGGCUGGCUCCAGUUUUUCUUCUUUCCACUCUUUGAUGAUAAUGUGAUCUUCAAGCUGGUGCUAGUUUACCAGAAAUUCUAGGGGUGGUACAUGUGCUAAAAGACUUUUAGUUUUUCUUUUUUGUGAGAAAGGAAAGUGGAAGAUAAACCAAGUAUAUAAUUUUUAAGAAAUUGACCUUUUGCUUUAAAUAUGGGGCCCUUGGCAGUGGACUUUAUAGUCCUUAGUGCCUUUUUACUGAGAAAUUUCCUUUAGCACCUAUUUUUAUUAGUUUUUAAACCAAAGAAAGCCAAAUACCAUUUUACAUUUAACAAUGCUGCUCAUAUGAUUUUUAUACCAGAUAAGCUAAAUUUUAUCUUUAUAUUAGUGUGUUAUUAAUGUUAAACCUAAUUUUAAUAAAACCUUGUAGACAUAUUUAUUUAAUUUUUAAUGUUUGACUACAAGGUAAGAUUUUAUAGACUCUUUAACCUUCUGUAAUUUUUGCUAAAGAGCAGGUUGGUGCUUUAAGAAAAACCUGUUAUGCUUUUAAUUUAAUGUCCAGUUCACAGAAAAACUGGAUGAUACUUCUUUAACUUUAGCUAAUAUGUUUACACACAUCAUUUUCUUUACAAUUAACAUUUUAAAACUUGCUUAAACCUUCAAAACAAUAAUUUUUUAAAACUUUUUAAUGCAGGUAAAAAUGUACAUUCUUAGGCCUCCUUAUAAUCCUUUUACCAAAGGUACAUUUUACUUUUCUUAUAGAUCUUGCACAUAAACUGUUUUCUUUUUUUUUUUUUUCAAUAGUUUUACAUUCAGGAGGCCUAGUUACUUUUAAAUUAUACAACAUUUUUUGCAUAAAUUCUUUUUUAUAACAUUUUUCUUUUUCAUGACUUUCGCAGAUAAUUCUUCGACAUGCCUCAACUUUCUGACUUAUUACAGGUAUUUAUUUCUUUAAACAACCAGUUAAUUUAUUUCAGGACAAGAAUUUACCACAUAAUACUUUUUUUAUAUAAAUUCCGCCCCCCCCUUUUUUUCCUUUUUUUUUCUUUAGGAUACUUCUGAACUGGUGAGGUGCGAUCACAAUGAGAUUUCCCCUGAAAGUUAUUAUUAUUAUUAUUUUUACCUUUUUUGUUUGUUUGUUAGCAAAGCAGUUGCCGCUACAGAUUGAAUGCAUUUGGGCCAUCCACGGGUUACUGGGUCAAGGAUUUUUGAUAGGAUGGCCUCAGUGCUUUUGGGAUACGCCCUUGUUUACACUGACAACAAAGUGGUAUUGGAGUGUUAUAGAGUUACAGAGAAUACCUUCAAUUAUUAAUUAUAGGUUUUAAAUUUACCUUGGCUUUUAAAGGAAUAGGGUACACUUUUUUUUUCUUAACUACUUGUGUAUCUCUCUGACUUUUCCUUUUGCCUCUGUCUCUUCUCUCUCUGCCUCUCUCUUUCUCUCUCUCCUUAACUCCCUCUUUGUCUGUCUCUUCCUCUCUCCCUUUGUCUCUUUUCCUCUCUGUCUGUUUCCUUUCUCUCUCUCUGCUGUUCUUUCCCUGCCUCUGCCAGCCCCUUAUGCUGCUGUUCUCUCAACCACUGUGUGUUGGGGGUGGGGGGUCUAAAACAAGCUGUAACCAAGUAUCUAUGUAUGGAAACUGGUCUGGGUUCCCUGGCUUACAGGUUACCUUGUGCCAUACCUUUGAAACAAGGGACUUGUCCAGGCUUCCUUCUAAUGGCCAGCCUACCUCUAAUGCUGGCCAGCCUAUCUUACACAAAGUUUUAAGUUUUCCUAGUGUCAUAGUACUCCAUAGUCUCCUUUAAAUUUUUUUUGAAAAUUUUCAACAUAGUUCCUAGUAGGGUGGGCUUAUUUGUGCCUGACCUAUGCUUCUUGGAGACAAAACACCACACACACCACAUGCACACCAGAAAACAAAGAACAGGUAAAAAGGGCACACACACACACACUUUUGCAGUUUGCACCAAACCAAAAUCAAAACCAAAAUCAGAGUAUCCAGAAAUCCAAGCCAGGUCAAAACCAAAACCAAAGUAUCCAGCAAUCCAAGUCAAGUCAAAAAGAAAAACCAAAGUGUGGGUACAGGCACACCAUGGGUGAUCAGGUGACGUGUCCACUCAAAUGGAAUAGGCAAGUUCCCAAGACCAAUCCUGUCAAGCUAUUCAAACCAAGUCAAAACCAAAACCAAAGUGCCAAUAAAGGCAUGCCGUGGGUGAUCAGGCCACACUUCCACUCAAAGGGAGUGGGCAAGUUCCUAAGACCGGUCCUAUCAAGCAAUUCAAACCAAGUCAAAAACCAAAACCAAAACCAAAGUGCUGAUAAAGGCACGCCGUGGGUGACCAGGCUACGCUUCCACUCAAACAGAGUGGACAAGUUCCCAAGACCACUCCUGUCAAGCAAUUCAAACCAAGUCAAAACCAAAACCAAAACCAAAACCAAAGUGCCGAUAAAGACACGCCAUGGGUGAUCAGGCCACGCUUCCACUCUAACGGAAUGGGCAAGUUUCAAAGACUAGUCUUACCAAGUUUUAGAUGUCCAGACUCCAAGUGCCCAUUCCUUCCCGGUGUUCAGCCACUGCGUUGAUCCUCCACAGGGGCGUGCCACACACUGCUCUGGCAAGGCAUCCUACCGGGGCAAAUGCCUACCCGGGAGCACUCUCAGGAUCCGUGUUGCUUGGGCCGGUCGGAGUCCCCUGCAGGGAUGUUCCACAGGACAGGCUUAUGCUGCCUAAGGAGCUGCCUCGACCAUCUGCCAAUCACCUUGCUUCCCAGUCAGGGAACCAAGAAAUGUAGCAGGACGAACCGCAGACACAACUCCUCAGACACCAAGUUAAAGAAGGGGUUUAUUUGGCCGGGGGCAUUGGCAAGACUCCUGUCUCAAGAGCUGAGCUCCCCGAGUGAGCAAUUCCUGUCCCCUUUUAAGGGCUCACAACUCUAAGGGGGUGCACGUGAGAGGGUCAUGAUCGAUUGAGCAAGCAGGGGGUACGUGACUCGGGGCUGCAUUCACCGGUAAUGAGAUCAGAACAAAACAGGAUAGGGAUUUUCACAGUGCUUUUCUAUACAAUGUCUGUAAUCUAUAGAUAACAUAACCAAUUAGGUCAGCGGUCGAUCUUUAACUACCAGGCCCAGGGUGUGGUGCCGGGCUGUCCGCUUGUGGAUUUCAUUUCUACCUUUUAGCUUUUACUUUUUCUUUCUUUGGAGGCAGAAAUUGGGCAUAAGACAAUAUGAGGGGUGGUCUCCUCCCUUAAGAAGAGCGUCCCCAGGAGAAACAAGCUUGACCACUAUGCUAUCACCAAGUUUCCUCUGACCACUGAGUCCGCCAUGAAGAAGAUAGAAGACAACAACACACUUGUGUUCAUUGUGGAUGUUAAGGCCAUCAAGCACCAGAUCAAACAGGCUGUGAAGAAGCUCUAUGACACUGAUGUGGCCAAAGUCAAUGCCCUGAUUAGGCCUGAUGGAGGAAGAAGGCAUAAGCUCCACUGGCUCCUGAUUACAAUGCUUUGGAUAUUGCCAACAAAAUUGGGAUCAACUUUGUUGCUGACCCAACAAAACUGGGAUAUUGCCAACAAAAUUGGGAUCAUCUAAACUGAGUCCAGCUGGCUAAUUCUAAAUACAUGUAUCUUUUCGCCAGGUACAUGCCUCUUUGUCAACUUCUGGUUGGGCUGGGGAGGCCAUUCACAGGUAUUGAGGUUGUGUAAUAGGGCCUGGGCAAGACUCCUGUUCUACUUAUCCUUUUGGAACACUCACUCUGCCACUCCACCAUGCUUGAUCACUCCAGAGAUCUUUAUGACCAGAGCUAGUUGUCCUAAGAAAACCAGAACUUGUCUCCAUGGUAGAGGUAAGAAAACAGGAAGCUGCCAGGUGGCGGUGGCUCACGCCUAUCACUUUGGGAGGCCCAGGCGGGCAAAUCACUUGAGGCCAGGAGUUCGAGACCAGCCUGGCCAACAUGGUGAAACCCCAUCUCCACUAAAAAGACAAAAAUUAGCCGGGCGUGGUGGUGGGCACCUGUAGUCCCAGCUACUCAGGAGGCUGAGGCAGGAAAAUCUGGGAGGCAUAGAUUACAGUGAGCUAAGAUCUGGCCACUGCACUCCAGCCUGGGUGACAGAGCGAGACUCUGUCUCAAGAAAAAAGAAAAAAGAAGAGGCUUUACAAGAACCCCUUCUUUUAUCCCUGGAAGAGGCCAUGUGUGAAACCAAUGCCCACAGUUUGAAGGGCAUUAGCAUUCAUCUCAGGGGAGUGUAGGUUGGCUGGCUUUCAGGUAGCACUUUGACCUCACACACCCACCUACUAUGUCCAACUGGUCUGUCUGCUUCCCUCAGCCCUUACCCAAUAAAGGACAAGGACUUAAAACAAAAAAGAGCGGGAGUGAGGGGAACAAAGGGCAUCUUUUUUUUUGAGACAGCGUCUUGCUCUGUCCACCAGGCUGGAGUGCAGUGGUGCCAUCUUUGCUCACUGCAACCUCCAUCUCUGGGGUUUAAGCGGUUCUCCUGCCUCAGCCUCCCUAGUAGCUGGGAUUACAGGUGCGCUCCCCUAUGCCUAGUUUUUGUAUUUUUACUUGAGACAGUGUUUCACCAUGUUUGCCAGCCUGGUCUCGAACUCCUGACAUCAGGUGAUCCUCCCGCCUUGGCCUCCCAAAGUGCUGGGGUUACAGGCGUGAGCCACCACGCCCAGCCUUUUUUUUUUUUUUUGGGAAAUGGGGUCUUCUCUGUUGCCCAGGCUGGAGCGUAGCGGCGUGAUCACAGCUCACUGCGGCCUUGAUCUCCCAGGCUCAAUCCAUCCUCCUACCUCAGCCUCUGGAGUAGCUGGGACCACAAGUGUGGGCCAUCAAGGCUGGCUUUUUUUUUUUUUAAAUUAUUAUUUGUAGAGAUGAAGUCUUGCUAUGUUGCCCAAGUUGGUCUCCAACUCCUGGGCUCGAAGGAUUCUCCUGCCUUGCCCUCCCAAAGUGCCAGAAUUACUUCUCUGUUGCUUACUCAAGAACACUAUGAAGAACUUUUGAGUAGUAACUUCAACUUACCCUUUGGGUUUGUAUGUAUGCUGUUACUUUUUUUUUCUUCUGUUGCACAAAGGUAUUAUUCACCUUGUGCAGUUUCAGUUCCACCCAGGCGCCAGCAGCUCUUAAUUACCCUUAAGUUCAGCAGCCACUCUAAGCUAGCCUGAGGAGAUAAAGUCCACACUUGACAUACAGUUCUUUACAUUCUUGCAAUGUCACACAGUCACAUUCACUUUCAAAAUGCAGAAUAGUUUGGUUUGCAUUUUUCUGCCAGUCUUAUCUGCAUUUAGAACGUGUGGCGCUGGUUUCUUUUUUGCCAAGAUAACCCCAGAGACCAGCUUUUUUUUUUUUUUUGACCCCAGCACACCCCAGGAGGACUUUUAUAAUCUUUUUGCCCAAGCACCCAUUGUUGAAUUUUACUUAGAUCUGCCUGUACUAUACUUCUUGAAACAACUAAUUUCAUCCAGCAGUUUAAAAAGCAAAUCCAGUAAGAAACUCAGAAUCACAAUUGUAUGCUCUUUCGUAGUUAUCCUAGCGUUAAAAAAGAUGCAAAUUUAGAUAAGAACCGUGUGUACCAGGAGGCUGUGAUAUCAUUUUAAAAGUAAAUGAGCACACAGUGAACAACGCCGUGCUCCCAUUAGUAUUCAAUACCUACUGUACAACAUUUCAAAUUACAGUUUAGUUUCUUCGCCACCAGGAUCCUAGCGCCUUGGGCCGUUAAGUAUUCAAAUGCUUCUCGACUGUGAUUGAAGUUGGCUGUGAGAGUUCGUCAAUGGGUCUGCAGUAUCCCAUUUAGUUUUAGCAACUGUGGCUGGUGUCCAGGAAUGUGUUCAUGCGAUCUGAAAGUAAGCCUCUGGCUUAGGACAGCGGGGGGAACCAAUUUGAUCUUAAGAGGGUCCCCGCACAGUGUUUGAGUCGCGAGGCGGGCCGGGGCAGGCCGGGAGAAGGCUGCCUGCUCCCAGGCGCUUCCUUUACCAAGAUGGCUUCGGCGCCCCGGCCCACAGGGGCGGCCAUCUUGGUAACGGCUGGAGAGGCAGCCUGAAGGAGGCCGCCGCUGGCCCUGCUGUCAGAUUCGAAGGUCAUAAUAAGGGAGUGACCCGGCGACGACUCGCCCCAACGAUGGCGAGGCGGCGAGCGCUGAAGCGCUGCCUGCAACUGCUGGCGUCCUCGGCGGAGCUGGCGCGGCGGGCUCGGAAUCGGAAGAACCCGGGCGCCUACCGCGGACGCCCCUCCCGCUACGCGGCGGCGCUUUGCGCGGGGACUCUAUGGCCGGAAGCCGCGGAACAGAGGCGGCGCGCGCUCCCGGCCACCCCAAGCGCGAGUUCUUCACCAAAGGACAUGGAUGAAAAUGAAAGCAACCAGUCUCUGAUGACAAGCAGCCAAUAUCCUAAAGAAGCAGUAAGAAAACGUCAAAAUUCAGCACGGAAUUCCGGAGGAAGUGAUUCUUCUAGGUUUUCUAGGAAAAGCUUCAAACUGGAUUAUAGGCUAGAAGAAGAUGUAACUAAAUCCAAGAAAGGAAAAGAUGGGAGAUUUGUGAAUCCGUGGCCAACAUGGAAAAACCUCUCUAUUCCACAUGUUCUCAGAUGGCUGAUAAUGGAGAAAGAUCACAGCAGUGUUCCAAGUUCUAAAGAGGAACUUGACAAAGAACUCCCAGUGCUUAAGCCAUAUUUUAUCACUAACCCUGAAGAAGCUGGAGUGAGGGAAGCUGGCUUAAGAGUCACAUGGCUGGGACAUGCCACGGUAAUGGUGGAAAUGGAUGAGCUCAUAUUUCUCACGGAUCCCAUCUUUAGCUCUCGUGCUUCACCAUCGCAGUACAUGGGUCCAAAGCGAUUUCGUCGUUCCCCGUGCACAAUAAGUGAACUCCCUCCAAUAGAUGCGGUCCUUAUCAGUCACAACCACUAUGACCAUCUGGACUACAAUUCUGUCAUUGCUUUGAAUGAGCGAUUUGGUAAUGAGUUGAGAUGGUUUGUGCCUUUGGGUCUCCUUGACUGGAUGCAAAAAUGUGGCUGUGAGAAUGUGAUUGAGUUGGACUGGUGGGAGGAGAAUUGUGUCCCCGGACAUGAUAAGGUCACCUUUGUUUUUACACCUUCCCAGCACUGGUGUAAAAGGACUCUAAUGGAUGACAACAAGGUGCUAUGGGGCAGCUGGUCUGUCUUGGGGCCUUGGAAUAGAUUUUUUUUUGCAGGAGAUACUGGUUAUUGCCCUGCUUUUGAAGAGAUAGGAAAAAGAUUUGGACCUUUUGACCUUGCAGCUAUUCCCAUCGGAGCUUAUGAACCAAGGUGGUUUAUGAAAUACCAGCAUGUAGACCCAGAAGAAGCUGUAAGGAUUCACAUUGAUGUCCAAACAAAGAAAUCUAUGGCAAUUCACUGGGGAACUUUUGCCUUAGCAAAUGAGCAUUACUUAGAGCCUCCAGUGAAGCUGAAUGAAGCUCUAGAGAGAUACGGACUUAACGCUGAAGAUUUUUUUGUCUUGAAGCAUGGAGAAUCAAGAUACCUAAAUACUGAUGAUGAAAACUUUUAAUAAAUGUGAGCACAGGCACUUUUAAUGAAAAAGGCAUCAUCUAAGUUUAAAAACAAAUGAAAAGACUUAGAAAUUCAUGAAUAUUGUGACUAUUUUACAUUUGGAAACAACUUCUGCAAGUUUAUGUUUUAUGUUUUGUGUGAUAACUUGCUUCCUAAUAUGAUCAGCUCAUGUACACUAUGAGAGAGUUCAGGGGUGGGUCAUUUAAAUAAUGAAUUGGCUAAUGUGGAUUUUAAAUUUCAUAUCAUGAUAUAAGCACUGCAAUGGAAAUGUUUUUACUAAAGCAUUAUACUUUUGUGGUACUAGAAUUUCCUGAGGUGAAAAACUGAUAUUGAAGACUCAUUUUUCUUUUUUCCAUUCUUCAGGACCUUCAGCAAGGUGAGUCAAGGCUGUCUACCUACCUAGAUUUUUUUCAGAGGCCUACAAAUACAAGUAUCUUUCUUAUAUGCACAUUAUAAUAAAUGAUGAAAUUCAGUCCAACAUGUUUAUUAUAAACAUAGCAAUUCUUGCUCUAUCAAAUUAGCUUAUAUGCCAAAUAUUAAAUAUGGUUUAUUUCGGUAAGCAUAAAAACAUAGGGGCUAUCAUUUUUAAAGACUUGAUUUUCUCUAUUGUGGUAAAAUAUAUAAAUACGUAUUUGCCAUUUUAAACAUUUAUCAUUUUAACCAUUUUUAAGUGUACAGUUCUUUCGCAUUAAUGCACCUAUGACCACCAUUCACUUAAAUUUUUAAAAGACAGAACAGUAUAUUCUUUUUUUCCUAGAGCCUUCAGAUGAGAGGGAACAGUAUAUUCUAUUGCACGUCUACAAUUCCCAAAAGACCUCUUACUUUGGGAAGCCAAGGUGGGUGGAUCACUUGAACCCAGGAGUUUGACAUCAGCCUGGGCAACAUGGUGACCUCCCGUCUCUCUCAAAAAAAAAAAAGAAGAAAAAGCCAAGUGAGGUGGUGUGUACCUGUAGUCACAGGUACUUGGGAGGCUGAGGUGGGAGGAUCACUUGAGCCCAGGAGGUAGAGGUUGCAGUGAGCUGUGAUUGUACCACUGCACUCCAGCCCGAGUGACAAAAUGAGACCCUGUCUCAAAAGAAGGCCCUCUUCUUAGCUGAGCAGAGGAAGGGAAGGAGUGUGGCUAUAAGAAUAUGAUUUAUGCCAUUUUCUGUUUUUAAAUCUAGAAGAUCUUCUAAGCACAAAUAUAGCUACAAUGAAAUAUUUUACAGACAAAAUGUUAAUAGACCAUAUUCUUUGAAUUAAAUUUGUUUUUAAUUUUCUCUACACAUUUUUUUUUCCUGGAGUCUCUUAGCUCUAAAUAUACCAAUCAGAUUUAUAAUUUUUUUUACCUGAUUCAGAUGUCUUAUAUUUUUAUAUUAAAUGAACCUUAAGCAUGAUUCUUUUGGUAAGCCAGUAUGAAUACCAGUGGUUGGGGGGGGAAGUCAGUUGACAUAAGAUUUAGUCCUAAUAAGGACUCUGUAUUCACUUGAUUAUUCUGACCCUUCCUAAGGGAGGGAGUUGGAUUAGAUACCACUGGAGGCCCACUCUGUAUUCCUAAUCCAGUCUCAGCACUUUAUUCAUACAAAAUAAUCAAAAUAGGUUUUCUACACCAAAUGCUACCCAGGCAGUGCUCUAUAAUUUAUUUGCACAUGUGUAUGUGUGGUGCCACGUUAGCCACUAAAUCUGAACUUUUACCCUGCUUUCAUCAUGGAUUUUUUGUGUAACCUGAAACAAGUCACCAAUGCUCACUGUGCCUGUUUCCUCAUUUGCAACAAGAGGAUAAUUCCGACCUACCUCUGAAAAAUGUGUAGAAUAAAUGAGUUUUUAAAGCACUUUAGAAAAUAUAAGGGAGAAAAUGAUUUCUUAAGAUAUCACUGCCUAAUACAGACAGGUAUAUUUGAAAGCUAAAUACAGGUUAAUGCUUUUGAUAAUGUAUUGUUCCUGUUGCAAAUUUAAGCAUUAUAUAUUAGGAGACUAAACAUUGAAAACUUUAUUUCACUGAUUUUUAAAUUGGAGUAAUAGCCUAAAUAAGUGUAAAUAAUCUUUAUCAAAAUUUAGUGUUUAUCUACAAAGAUGCGAAUCAGUCAAGGGGAAAUGUGUAUGCAAUGUGUGUGUAUAUAAUGUAUGUAAAUGUAUGAUUUUGGGGUACUAAAGCACAAAAAAUCCCCCAUAAAAUAAACCUUCCUGAAAAGACUGAUCAUAAACUUUUUCACUCCAAGCAGAUGUGAAUCAAGAUGUUAGGUUUAUGGUGGGUUAGCUUUGAGGUAUGUUGCCCUAAUACUAGCCAGCGUUGUUGUAGCCAUAUUCCUUGCUGCUGCACGCCGAAUUGAAAAUCCAUCUCUUACCUCUUCUCUAUGAAGCAAGCCAGGUAUGUCUUGCUUAAGUAUUUCUUCUCCAUGAAUGGCCUUAACAUUAUUUUGUAUUCAUGUGUACUGUUUAACUGAGGGUCUCGAAGCACUUUAAACUGUUGUGUUCUAUUUCCACUCGUCUGGCCUGCCUCAUUUUUCUAGGCCCUUUCGUAAGCUGUAAUUUUUUAUUACCACUCACGUUCCUUCUACACUGACACUAUUCAUUAAGAACAUCAAGCUUCAUCUCUGCUUACAGAAUCUCACCUUAUUGAGUGGGUUCCACUUUAUUUUUCAUUUGUUAUCUACAUUUUGAAGGGUUUAUGUGCAAAGUGAAAACAAAUUUUGAAAAAUAAGACAAAUCCAUUCUCUUCUUCAAUUCAGUCUAAUAUGCAUUGUAGUGUCUUUUAGUCAGUCUUAUCCUCUAAGUCAACUUGAUUUUCCUCUUUGUGAAUACCCAUAGCAAUAUGUAUAAGAUUUUAUUGAAGUUUCCUGUGAUAACUGAGGAACACUUUGCUAUGCCUCACUGCCCAAUAGGGUGGGUCAUCAAUUAGGAGAAAUCCCAAAUUAUAAAAGCCAACAUAUGCCGUGACCUACGUAGGGAAAGAUGUAUUUGUGCAUCUUCUUUCUGGGUAGUUAAAAAUUACUCCCUCUUUUCUCUAGCAUUUUGACAUUUCAGACUCAAUGCUCUGAUCUCUAGGGAGUGUGAUUAUUCAAACUAAUGAGAGAGGACAAGAAGACACAGUUUUAGAAUCCACUGCUGCUAAAGCACAUUAAAAACAAAUCCUGGUUUUUAAUGUAUGCAUAUUUUCAUAUUUAAUGAAUAUGCUUUCACUAAAUAGGGAGGUAGAUUUGAAAAAACUUAUAAAGAAAUGUGCCUUUUGGGGAAUGAAUACUUUUGUUCAUGUCUAGCCCACUGGGAAUUUUGUUUUCACCUUAUACUGAGCCCUUUUUCUAAUGUAAAAAUAUUUCUUCCAAGUUUGAUUUCUGUAUCAGGGUAACAUUGAGAUCACACAUAUUUCUGUUUGAGGAUUUGUGACUUCCUAUGGAAACAGUCUUUUAUCUAUGUAUUUACAAAUGAAAUUUAAAGUAUUCUUAAAGCUUUGCCUUAAAUACUGCUUGCAUACUGAUUUACUUAAUGCUAAGCAUGGCAGGGGUUAUAAAUUUAAAUAUAUAAGACCUGGCUGAAUCCCAGAUGUAUCAAUAAAUUGUUAUAGUAGCUUAUGGAAUAAAAAUACUAUUAAAGAUAACAAAUUUUCAUACAUUGUAUUUUUAGUCAAGUAAAAUAUGGAUGAAAAUAAAGUACUGUCAAGGGAAAAAAUAUGUAUAACCUUGUAAGUGAUUUUUCUCCUCUUUAUUAAAAAAAGAUUAUACAAUUUGGGCUCAUAAUAAAAAAUUCAAACAGUAGAACAGUGUGUAUGUAGAAGGCAUUCCCCACUCCCACUCCAGGAGUUUGGGUAUCAUUCUAGAAGUGUUCUGUCAAUACAUAAGCAUUUUUCAUUCAAACACACACGCACACACGGGAUCCCAUAUUCUUCUAUAAUUUUUGUGUUUUAAAAAACCACCGUAUUUCAUAGAUAUCUUUCCAUUUAAGCACAUUCGGAGCUCCAUCAUUCUUUUUUUUUUUUGAGACAGAGUUUUGCUCUUGUUGCCCAGGCUGGAGGGCAAUGGCGCGAUCUCAGCUCACUGCAACCUCUGCCUCCCGGGUUCAAGCAAUUCUCCUGCCUCGGCCUCCCAAGUAGCUGGGAUUACAGGCAUGCGCCACCAUGCCCAGCUAAUUUUGUAUUCUUAGUAGAGACAGGGUUUCUCCAUAUUGGUCAGGCUUGGUCUCAAACUCCCGAUCUCAGGUGAUCUGCCCGCUUCAGCCUCCGAAAGUGCUGGGAUUACAGGCAAGAGCCACCACGCCCAGUGCAGUCUUUUCAAAGACCAGAUAAUUUAUUUAACCAACUGUCUAAAGAUGGACAUUGUGAUUGAUCACACUAUUUUAUAUGUAACAUUGAAUGGAGUGGGUGAGUCCUAGGAAACAUUCUCUCCUAAAAGUUUACAUUUUUCAUUGACUAGAAGUGACCAAAAUAGAUUCUACUGAUGAGAAAAGACUUUUGAAAGCAGUAUGGUCAGGCUGGCAGGUGAGUGGACUCAGGAGCUUAGGAUUUCAUUGCUACUAAAAGAACAAGACUAUUCAGUUGUGAAACAAUGAUUUAGUCAAAUACUGAUGCUGUCUCAGAUGAGUAACUGCAAAUCACUUCAGAAGGUAGAAGGGUAGCUUAAAUGUGAAAAAGGUUACUGCCACUUCAUGUAGGGAAGAUAACAAGCAUUUGCAAAUAGCAAAAUAGAAAGAAAUAAAUGGUUUCAGUACAAGCUGUUAUACUCACUUGGCAUCAAAAUAGUCCAAAAUAAAUCUGAGAACCAUGGCAAGUUAUAGCUGUGUUAAUGAUACAAUGUGAUAUUUACUGUUUAAAUUCAGCAGCUGGGAGAAUCCCCUUAUAUGGAAGACAGAAAAUACGUUUAUAUCCAGACUGCAU